UAUGGCGGCCCUUCCUGAAAUCUGUUUGAAUCGUUAAUCAGGUGAUUUAAGCAUUUUGAGUCUAUUGGCAUAAUUUAAGGCAAGCAAUUUGUAUUCCGCAGUUAGCAAACUUAUUGGGCGCCUCUGUAGUGACGCGUAGAGGUGCAUAGGCGUGCAAUGAUGUGUGUAUCGUGCAAAGGUUCACAGGCAUGGCUGAUGCGCGCAGGGCUCUCGUGGUACCUCAGGAAAUGAGUCAGCUGACGUCUCCUUUCCUCUGGGUGCUUGAGCCGGUGCAGCGAUUAUUCUGCGCAAGCGGCUGGCUGCAGCAGACCCUGAAGUGGAGAAGCUCCGCCCUUCCUGCAGGGGGUGGGCCAGAGCAGCGUGAUUGGCCGGAACGACGAGGCGUGAGGUCACACGUUUCAGGGAACAUCAGGGUCUUCUGAGGCAUCUCGUCGUGAAGAGGGGAGAGAACAUGGAUCUCAGCCUCCUCAAAGCUUUGGAGAGGGAGAAGGUUCUAGAGGUUCUUCAGCGGGAUAAAGUUCUGCGCUCCGUGGAUGACGAACGAGUGAGGAAGCUCAGGUCAGAGUUGCAGGAGAUCCGCCGCCGCGGGGCAGUGAGUGUCAUGAGGCAGUAUGGGGAGCGCAUGUGUGCCAGGUGCCAGCGGCCGCUGGGGCAGCUCUGGAACUGUGGUGCCGUGUGUCACGGCUGCAGCCACCGCAUCUGUGCUGCCUGUCGCGUCGUCUGCAGCAAAAGAAGCUGGAAGUGCACCAUGUGCCACGCCUACAGGGAUUUGAAGAAUAAAUCUGGGGAAUGGUUUCUGGAAGAAAGAGGCAAGAAGUUUCCAGUAGACUCCGAGAAAUACGAAUGCGUUGGGGAAGAACUGCUGAAAUCCUACCAGAGGUUAAGCCACAUCUAUGUGGUGCCUCCCACUCCGCCGCCGUUCGGCAAAGACCCGUCCGUGGGAGAGGCCGUGGAUCUGCAUAAUUCCAAACCCUUCACGAAAUCUGUUGAAAACCUGUUUGUGUCAUUCGCGACUCAUAUAAAAAAAAUAUCGAAGUCCCAGAAUGACAUGUCCGUGGAUCAGGACCUGCUGACGGAGGGUUACUGCAAGAACCCGGCCAGGGAGAGGCGGAGCCAGUCUGACACAGCCAUCAACCAGUCCAGUAUUGCCAAAGCUCCCAGCCUUCGAGAUCUGCCCAAGAAGGUUGAUUCUCUCGAUGGCUACUUGGGGGCAAUGGGUAGCGAUGACAACCUGUCCAUUGGCUCAGGGCAUGCCGGGAACAAAAGAAACAGCACAAGCAGUUGUUGCUCUGAGUUUGCCUACGGCGGCGAGGUAUCAGGGGAGAUCCAGCUCGCCGUGGCCUACAGCUUCAGGAAGUCCAGCCUGGAGAUCACAGUCGGCGCCUGUAAGGACCUGGCGGAUGGAGACCCCAAGAGGAACAAAUGUCACCCAUACGUUAAGAUUUACCUGCUCCCCAUAAAGUUCCCGGCCCGUAAACUGAAGACUAGCGUCAAGAGGAACACGGUGAACCCUGUCUUCAACGAGACCUUUUCGCACAAAAUAGAGCAGCUACAGCUGGACAGGAAGACUCUCCAGGUCUCCGUUUGGCACUCUGGAACCCUGAGGAGGAAGGCUUUCCUAGGGGAGGUUCUCAUCCCCCUACAGGGCUGGAGGUUUGGGGAUGAAAUCACAGAGGCUCCUGUUUGGUACCAGCUGUGCCCCAAGUCAAAGCAGUCUGUAGGGGGCGCUCUGGAGUGGCCCACUGCCAGCCUGCUUGUGAAAGUGAAUCUGGCAUCGCCCACGCAGGAGAGCAGGGUUCAGUGUCAAAGGAACGAGAUACACUUCAGGCAAAAAGACAUCAGUCACCUAACAGUCAUGGUCACUGGAGUCAAAAAUCUCUCUGUUUCAAAGCCUGGGACUGAAACUUUUGUGAAGGGGUGUUUCUCUGUCGCAGAGCACAGGGACAUUACGCAGAUGACACCAGCCAGUUCUCAGUGGGGCCACAAGCUUGUGUUCAGCGACGUGUCCAAGGUGCACCUGCUGGAAUCCUGUUUGGAGCUGGAGUUGUGGGAACACACCCCCUCUGGCCUGGGGGAGCGCCCCUUGGGCAGCACCAGAUUAUCAGGAGAUCUGAUUUGGCAGCAGAUACAACAUGAGCCGAACGGGUGGCACAGUCUGACCCUGCCCAUGGAGGAAGGCGGCUCCAAGGCCAGCUGACAGGGCUCAGCUCGGCCUCACUGCACCCCCUGAGCUCGCCGACAAUCCGGUGUGACUGCCUGCACAUUUCCAGUGGACAAUCUCAAAAAUGACAUCCUCCUCCACUUCAAACCCUAUCAGUCUAGCCACACUCAAUGGCCGCACCUGUUUCAGUGGGUGUGACUACAUGCCGUCAGUCACAAAGCUCCGCCCACUUCUGAUCUUUGUUACUUUAUUAAAAUCAACACCAUUAAAUGCAUCUAGUCAAAAUGA
Messenger RNA from Brienomyrus brachyistius, 2449 nucleotides. It is a transcript of the gene sytl3, whose product is annotated as synaptotagmin-like 3. The record is from RefSeq and is a predicted model, not a curated record. Gene Ontology annotation, molecular function: neurexin family protein binding; small GTPase binding. Gene Ontology annotation, cellular component: exocytic vesicle; plasma membrane. The transcript is spliced from 16 exons. Gene Ontology annotation, biological process: exocytosis; intracellular protein transport. Bases 452 to 2197 code for a protein of 581 amino acids. NCBI's taxonomy places the organism in Eukaryota, Metazoa, Chordata, Actinopteri, Osteoglossiformes, Mormyridae.